CAUUUUUCCCUCGCUUCUCUCCUUCUCUCUCUUCCUUUUCCGUUGAUGUGAGAGGAAUAAUUCCAACUAUAUUCACAAAUUUUCUCGAUUUCUUUCUUAAACUUUUAAUUCGAAAGCAAUCAAUGGAUUUCAAUUGAUUUGCGUGUUUAAUCGCCGAAGAAAACGCGGAUUUUGUGUGUUUUUUUUCCCCUUUUUCCCCUCAAAUUCUGUUGGCGAAUUUGACCCUAAUUUCCCCCAAUCUUUGAAUGCUUCAGCUCAUCGGGAGAAACCUAGUUUUUGUUGAGAAAUUCGGAUUGUUUUGCUCUAUUUUGGCCUUUUUUGAUCGAAAUUUCGGUUUUUGAGGGGUUGUGGGAAGAGAAAUGGGGGUGGGGGUGGGGUUGGGGUUGGGUGCUGCGAUGUCGAGAUUAGGGUUAGUGUCAACUUCCGAUUACUCGUCGAUCGUUUCGAUCAACAUCUUUGUGGCUCUCCUUUGUGCGUGCAUCGUGAUCGGGCAUUUGCUUGAGGAGUAUCGGUGGGUGAACGAAUCGAUCACCGCGCUUCUAAUUGGGCUGUUCACAGGCGCUGUGAUUCUCCUUUCCACGCAGGGGAAGAACUCGCGCAUUCUCGUCUUCAGCGAAGACCUUUUCUUCAUCUACUUGCUCCCGCCAAUCAUUUUUAAUGCCGGGUUUCAAGUAAAAAAGAAACAGUUCUUUCGCAAUUUUAUCACAAUUGUACUCUUUGGUGCUGUUGGGACAUUGAUCUCCUUCAUAGUAAUCUCUCUUGGUGCUUUAGGAUUGUUUAAAAUGCUUGAUAUAAGUGACCUGGAAAUUGGAGAUUAUCUUGCGAUUGGGGCGAUCUUUUCGGCAACGGACUCUGUUUGCACCUUGCAGGUGCUUAAUCAGGAUGAAACGCCUUUACUCUAUAGCUUGGUCUUUGGCGAAGGUGUCGUCAAUGACGCUACAUCAGUGGUGCUGUUCAACGCAAUUCAGAACUUCGAUCUAGUUCAUAUCGAUGCUACUGUUGUAUUGGAAGUUGUUGGCAACUUCUUUUAUCUAUUUUUCACCAGUACCUUUCUUGGUGUAUUUGCUGGAUUACUUAGUGCCUAUAUUAUCAAGACACUUUAUUUCGGCAGGCACUCCACUGAUCGUGAAGUUUCUCUAAUGAUGCUAAUGGCUUAUCUUUCCUACAUGCUGGCAGAACUUUUAGAUUUGAGUGGCAUUCUCACAGUUUUCUUUUGUGGGAUAGUGAUGUCGCACUAUACGUGGCACAAUGUAACAGAGAAGUCUAGGAUUACCACAAAGCAUACCUUCGCUACAUUGUCAUUUAUUGCUGAGAUUUUUCUCUUUCUUUAUGUUGGGAUGGAUGCAUUGGACAUUGAGAAGUGGAAACUUGCUAGUGACAGUCCUGGAAAAACAGUUGGCAUUAGCUCAAUUCUGUUAGGCCUGGUAAUGGUGGGGAGAGCUGCUUUUGUUUUCCCACUCUCUUUUCUAUCCAACUUAACUAAGCGCUCUCCGGAAGGAAAGAUCACCUUCAAUCAGCAAAUCAUAAUUUGGUGGGCUGGCCUUAUGAGAGGAGCCGUAUCCAUUGCACUUGCUUACAAUAAGUUUACCAGAGCUGGUUAUACCCAACUGCCUAGCAACGCUAUGAUGAUCACCAGCACAAUAACAGUUGUUCUCUUCAGCACAAUGGUUUUUGGGUUUCUGACGAAGCCGCUGCUGUGGCUCUUACUACCGAUGAGACAUAACAGUAACCUGCCUGAUCCCUCUUCGAGCCAAUGGUCAAUGAACCGGUCACUCCUAGGAAGCGCACUCGAAUCCCAGCUCGAGUCAAGGCAAGAUUUCCGCUACCCAACCCUCCGCAGCAUUCUCACCAGACCGACUCGCUCCGUCCACUAUUACUGGCGUCGAUUCGACAAUUGGGUCCUCCGCCCCGUGUUCGGCGGCCGAGGCUUCGUACCCUUCGUCCCGGGCUCACCCACCGAACCGAACAUCCACACGUCUCAUGAUGUCAAUGAUGUCCGCGAGGAAAUUCCCGAGGAACAAGAACUCUAGAAAAGACACGAAAAACUUGGUGAACUAAACUACACCAUCGGCGUACGUUCCUUCGCGGUAAAUUUUCUGUGUGCUAGCACCGCAGCGAGCUUUUAUGCCGACGAGUCUCUCUGAAGUUUUGGCAUGUUGUGCAGGGCAUUCUUUUUUCAUGUAAUUGAAACAUUCCAUUUUUGGGUAAAUUCUGUACAUUAGUGUUUGAUGAAUGUGAAGCAGAUCUUCUUCUUCUUUCAUUUUUUUUGUUUGGUUUUUUGGUGUGAAUUAUUCCCAACUGUAUAGGUUAUCUUCUUGUUCUUUUCUAUGUGCUUUCUAUUUGAUGUAAGAAUAUUGCAAAUUCUGUUUGCUUUUGAAUCCUAAUGCAUCUUCAGUUCUCCACUUCUUAUAAACUCAA
Molecule: messenger RNA, 2418 nt
Organism: Ananas comosus (pineapple)
Lineage: Eukaryota; Viridiplantae; Streptophyta; Magnoliopsida; Poales; Bromeliaceae
Product: sodium/hydrogen exchanger 1-like
Exons: 14
Coding region: 360-2030 (556 amino acids)
Biological process (GO): sodium ion transport; proton transmembrane transport; regulation of pH
Cellular component (GO): membrane
Molecular function (GO): sodium:proton antiporter activity
Source: RefSeq, a predicted model, not a curated record